Thalassophryne amazonica is the source of this 1801-nucleotide messenger RNA. Its product is annotated as collagen alpha-1(V) chain-like. Gene Ontology annotation, molecular function: extracellular matrix structural constituent. Lineage: Eukaryota; Metazoa; Chordata; Actinopteri; Batrachoidiformes; Batrachoididae. The coding region runs from base 140 to 1768 and encodes 542 amino acids. The record is from RefSeq and is a predicted model, not a curated record. The transcript has 21 exons.
ACAAACCAUUUGUUCAAUGCAGUGUAAUGAAAUGCAUUCUGUCAUCUGUUCUCUCCAGGCUUUAGUCAUUUCCUCAUAUUUGAUGCUGUUCUGUCUUUGUGUUUGUGCAAUUUAGGGCCAGAGCGGUGAGAAGGGUGUAAUGGGUCAUCCAGGCGUCAAAGGAGACGUGGGCAUUCAAGGUAAAAGACGUGGAAAAGGACAGCGUGGGACACAUGGCCCAGUGGGGGCAGUAGGAAUGAUGGGGUUGAUUGGCUCUCCAGGCGCCAAAGGUCAACCUGGACCUGCUGGCCCUUCCGGUCUUCCUGGAACAAACGGAAUCCAGGGGCCAAAGGGAAAAGGAGGGAAGUCUGGAAAAAAGGGCAACAAAGGAGCUUCUGGAGAAACUGGACAUCAAGGUCCUCCAGGAAAACCAGGACCUGCUGGAAGACCUGGAAAAUCAGGUCUGAGUGGUUUGGAUGGAUUACUGGGUGUUGAAGGUACUGAAGGAGAUCCAGGUGAUGAUGGCUUUAGAGGAGCUCAUGGAGCAUCUGGCAGACCUGGCAAAAUGGGAAAUCCUGGGCCAAGUGGAAUUAGAGGAAAUGCCGGAGCAGGAGGGAAUAAGGGUAAAAUUGGACCAAAAGGCAAACAAGGGCCUCCUGGACCAAUCGGGCCAAUGGGUAUUCCAGGUCUGACAGGAGAGAAGGGUGAGACUGGAACUAAUGGCUUACAGGGCCUCCCAGGUGACACUGGGUUACUGGGACCAAUUGGACCAACAGGGUUAAAGGGGAACCCUGGAUUGCAAGGAUUGAUGGGUCAAAAUGGUCAAAAAGGAAUGCAGGGGGAUCCUGGUCCUCGUGGUCCACCUGGGAGAAAAGGCUUCCCUGGACUCAGUGGCCAGCAUGGAGUGAAGGGAUUGAAAGGUGUCCAAGGCAGGAGAGGACCAAAGGGCCUAAAGGGCAUGAGAGGAUUACCAGGAAAAGCGGGACCACCAGGCAAACACAAGACAACACAAAGACACAAAGAUGAAAAACCAACCCCAAAAAAUAAGCUGAACAUUGCACCAAGACGUAUUCCCAGCAUUCUCAAGCAAUCAAAAGGACAACAAAAACUCAGGCCAGUGUCCACAAGAUGGAAACCAUCUCAGUCUGAUGAGGGUGAGGAAGCCUUUAACUGGCCCCAGGGAGUCAAAGAUAACCCAGCCACCUCUUGUCAUGAGCUGGGCCUCAUAAAUCCACAUCUAAACAAUGGUUACUAUUACAUGGACCCCAACCAAGGCUGUCCCUUUGAUGCUCUGAAGGCAUUCUGUAACUUCACAGCAGGAGGAACAACCUGCAUUGAUCCUGUACUAUCCCAGGUUAUACUGAGACGGGAAACAGAAAAAAGGGAACACAACAAAUCUGUCCAGUGGUUUAGUGAGCAAAGAAAUGGAAACAAGUUUGAGUACACAGGUUUGGAUGCUGUCCAGCUGAGGUUCUUGUGGCUACACAGCCACAUGUCAUUCCAACACAUCACUGUUAGUUGGAAAUCAAAACCUGCCGCUCCAUGUGCUCCGGCUCACUCAACCAGUAGGAUUCUUCACUUUAUGGGUGACUCUGGCAAAGAGAUUGAUUUAAACGCCAUCACAAUGUCCAGGAAAGACUGUGAGGUGGAAGUGAUGGUGAGAGUUCGGGGAAAUGCAGAGUUACAUCGUGGUGGCAUGGAGCUACUUCCUAUUAGAGAUUUUGGUAUACACAUGUCCAAAUAUGACCCCGAGGUCACGGCUACUGUGGGACCCCUCUGCUUCCUCUAACCGAGGAGGUGUGUGUGUGUGUGUGUGUGUGUG